Molecule: messenger RNA, 888 nt
Organism: Durusdinium trenchii
Lineage: Eukaryota; Dinophyceae; Suessiales; Symbiodiniaceae
Source: the annotation of a GenBank genome assembly
AUGACCUCUAUGGAGCGCCCAGAGACCAAUGCCGUGGUCGUGGAUGAGCCAGCUGCUGCUGGGACCGCUUUGCCGGCUGUGGGGAUUGAUGUUGUUCCAACUCCCAAGGCGGCUGGUCCUGCUGGACCACCCGCUGGGGGCGAGCCCAAUUUGAGGGGAGGGACAGUGUUUGGGGUCCUCUUGCAGGACCGUGACCUUUUGACCGUCCCGUUGGACGAACUUAUGGCUUUGAGUAUGGCUUCUGUCGAGGCUUCUGACCAGUUGCUCUCGGAAACUCCUUUUGAGAUCGCAAAGGCCGAAGCUGAGAAAUGGCACCGUAGUGCUGGACAAGCCUUGGAUGCGAUGCAUGGUGUGCAGAGUGAUCUUGACAAGAUCCAACGUAUCCAUGCAGAGGAGCCGACUCGCAACCUCGCCGAGAUUCCGCUGCUGCCGGAAGGGAAUGGCACCAAUUCAGGGGUUACUUAUCAAGAGCUUCAGAUCCGCCGACAGGCAUAUCAGCUGCGACAGCAGCACCUCCGGGCUGGAGACGUGUGCGGCGAAGUCACGAACUUCAUGAGUCAGGUCGCGGAAUCGGACGAGCAUACCAAGACCAAGCUCGCCGAGUUGACCGACAAGGUCGUGGAUUUGUCGAACGGGCUGAUUGGUUUAGCCAGUUCGGUCCGUCACACGCAAGACGAACAACUCAAGACUGCUCGGCAAGCUUCGAAGAGCUUGGGGGAUGUCAGUUGGCAACUCAGUGGAGUUGGCAAAGGAGUCAACACUUCGGUGAAGGAAUCCUUGCUAUCCAUCGGUAAGAUGAUCAGCCAGCUCGAUUCCAAUGUCGGGAAGCAGUGCAAAGCACAAGAUGAGACCAAUUCCCUUUUGAAAGGUCUCAAUACCCUCAUGAAG